Molecule: messenger RNA, 1416 nt
Organism: Morus notabilis
Lineage: Eukaryota; Viridiplantae; Streptophyta; Magnoliopsida; Rosales; Moraceae
Product: histone-lysine N-methyltransferase SUVR3
Exons: 3
Coding region: 61-1116 (351 amino acids)
Molecular function (GO): protein binding
Source: RefSeq, a predicted model, not a curated record
CCCUCCAAAAUUAGUACGAAAACAAGAUUCAAAACUGGGAUUAGUUUCUGACUAUCUGUGAUGCACCAGCAACCAUCGCCCAAAAGAUACCGGGCACCCAAUAAACGACACAACCAAGAAGAAAACGACAAACCCAGAUCCCUCCUCGAGUGCGCAGAGCUAGUCCUUCCAUGGCUGACCCCAUCAGAGCUCGCCAACAUAUCCCUCACCUGCAAAUCCCUCCACCGUAUCUCCAAGUCCAUCACCGCCCUCCGCUCCUCUGACGCCUCGAGAGCCUUCGAGAACCUUCCAAUCCCAUUCCUCAACUCCGUCGACACCCAACCCUACGCCUUCUUCCUCUACACCCCCUCUCAAAUCCCAUCUUCUUCUUCUUUCGUUUCUCCUCAACGCCAGCCUUGGGGCUGGAGCUCAUCCCAUGAUGUUCAACCCAAUUGUGGGGUCGAAACGGUGCGUUUAACGGACGGGUCCGCCGAGAAUGCUUGGGGAGGGUGUGCGUGUGGAGAUUGUUGUGUGGAUAAUGAGUGUCCGUGUUCGAGGUUUGAUGGGUUGGAGGAUGUGGUGGUGAGGGAGUGCGGUCCGAGUUGCGGGUGUGGAUCGGAAUGUGGGAAUCGGUCGACUCAGAGAGGGGUUUCGGUGAAGCUGAAGAUCGUUAGGGAUUCCAACAAAGGCUGGUCUUUGUGCGCUGAUGACUUUAUUCCCACAGGCCGAUUCGUUUGUGAGUACGCAGGUGAGCUCUUGACAACCAAUGAAGCAAGAAGGCGGCAACAAAAGUACGACGAUCUUGCCUUAGGCGGUUGCUUUUCCUCCGCACUUUUGGUUGUGAGGGAGCAUCUUCCAUCUAGAAAAGCAUGUUUAAGACUGAAUAUUGAUGCCACAAGAGUUGGGAAUGUGGCAAGAUUCAUCAAUCAUUCGUGUGAUGGUGGUAAUCUCUCCACAGUAUUGGUCAGAAGCUCGGGUGCAUUGCUUCCUCGCCUCUGCUUCUUUGCUUCCAAGGACAUUAAAGAAGGUGAAGAGCUUACUUUUAGCUACGGUGGAGUUAGGCUACGGUCCAAGGGUUCACGAUGCUGUUGUGGUAGCUCUUCUUGUUUUGGAUGGUUACCUUCAGAACAAACUUAGUAGCUGCUACAUACUUCUUGUUGCAGAAUAAGGUUGGAAGGAUAAAUUGACAAAUUCGAAACAUAGGGGAAGGUUGCCUGAUCCAUACAAAUUCAGGGAGCAAUAUCUCAACUCUUUUUUUUUUUUGUUUUUUUUUUUUAUCAAAUUGAAUUUUCUGCGGAAGGGACCAGCUCAUGUUAACCGGCCAAAGAUCUUCAUGGAAGUAACGUCUGCAAUAAGCCUCUACCAUAGCAAUGACAUUUUUCAAAAAGAUGUUAAGGAAAUCUGUAGAAUAACAGCAAGGAUAUCGAUUGUAAUUCU